This is a messenger RNA of Tupaia belangeri chinensis (Chinese tree shrew), 1241 nucleotides long. RefSeq names its product cyclin dependent kinase inhibitor 2C (gene CDKN2C). Gene Ontology annotation, molecular function: cyclin-dependent protein serine/threonine kinase inhibitor activity; protein kinase binding. Gene Ontology annotation, cellular component: cytoplasm; nucleus. Bases 360 to 866 code for a protein of 168 amino acids. Gene Ontology annotation, biological process: negative regulation of cell population proliferation; regulation of cyclin-dependent protein serine/threonine kinase activity; regulation of G1/S transition of mitotic cell cycle. The record is from RefSeq and is a predicted model, not a curated record. The transcript has 3 exons. NCBI's taxonomy places the organism in Eukaryota, Metazoa, Chordata, Mammalia, Scandentia, Tupaiidae.
CGGCUCGGCCGGGCUGCGGUAGCCCAGCGAGCGGGCUCCGGAGCCUUCCCGCGCUGUAUUAGCCCACGGCUCGGCCUGGACGCGACGAAGGGCUCCCGCGGAGAAGCUGAGAGCACUAGGGAGUCCUUAGGACCUGUAACUUGAGGGCCACGGAACUGCUACUCUCGUUUGCCUUUGGCGAUCAUCUUUAACCCCCGGAGCACGUCAGCAUCCAGCCACCGCGGCGCUCUCCCUGAAGCGGAGGACUCAGGACUACCCCUUCGGCGAGGCGGAUGGAAACCGAGCCCCUCCGAGGACCUGCCCCUGCAGUUCUGGCUCUCGCGGCUCAAGUCACCACCGUGAACAAGGGACCCUAAAGAAUGGCCGAGCCCUGGGGGAACGAGUUGGCGUCCGCAGCUGCCAGGGGGGACCUAGAGCAACUUACUAGUUUGUUGCAAAAUAAUGUAAACGUCAAUGCACAAAAUGGAUUUGGAAGGACAGCGCUGCAGGUUAUGAAACUUGGAAAUCCAGAGAUUGCCAGGAGACUACUACUUAAAGGUGCUAAUCCCGAUUUGAAAGACCGAACUGGUUUCGCUGUCAUUCACGACGCAGCCAGAGCAGGUUUCCUAGACACUUUACAAACUUUGCUGGAGUUUCAAGCUGAUGUUAACAUCGAGGAUAAUGAAGGGAACCUGCCCUUGCACUUGGCUGCCAAAGAAGGCCACCUCCCUGUGGUGGAGUUCCUGGUGAAGCACACAGCGAGCAAUGUGGGGCACCGGAACCAUAAGGGGGACACCGCCUGCGACUUGGCUAGGCUCUAUGGGAGGAACGAGGUUGUUAGUCUGAUGGAAGCAAAUGGGGUGGAGGGAGCUGAGAAUCUGCAAUGAAUGUGGGGAGGGCUUUCCAACAUUCCAACAUUGCCUUUACUUUCUCAAUUAAGUGGCUGGCAGUCCUAUUUUAAUAGCAUUUGUUAAAACACAGGUUUUUCAUAUUUUAAGCAACUAGUUAAGUCUUCUGCAACUGCAUAAGUGGAAAUCUUACUACAGGUUUAUGAAUAUAUUUAAACAAUAUCUUUUUCACCUGCAAAAUCCUGAGUUCUAACUUGUAAUGGCAAAUAGCUUUGGCUUUCUUCAGAAUAUUUUAUCUUUCCUUGACUUUUUCCUUGUUUCUCCCUUUGCCAGUCUCAAUACCCAAUGUAGAGACUUUGUCUUUAAAAUUAUUUGUCCUGAUGCUUCUUUUGCCCAAUUAAAAUACUUUCAAAA